This is a messenger RNA of Microdochium trichocladiopsis, 1349 nucleotides long. RefSeq lists its product as uncharacterized. The record is from RefSeq and is a predicted model, not a curated record. Bases 189 to 1253 code for a protein of 354 amino acids. Lineage: Eukaryota; Fungi; Ascomycota; Sordariomycetes; Xylariales; Microdochiaceae. The transcript is spliced from 3 exons.
AACACGAUCCACUUUGCCAGGAGCCCAUCACGUCACCAUCCAUCAUUUCAUCCCAGGCCACAUCUCUCACCACCAGCUAUUUAUUCUUCUUUCCCGUUUGAGUCGAAAGCACCGGCAUCUCAUAUACCUCCUUCUCGCGGUCGAGUCAUCCAAAUACCUCUGCUACAGCCACAAACAAACACCCUAACAUGUCUGCAAAGAAGGUCCUCGUCACCGGAGCUUCCGGCUUCAUUGGUGGUGAUGCUCUUUACGCCCUCGAGAAAGCCCAUCCCACAUGGAAAUUCUCUGUCCUCGUCCGGAGCAAGGAAACCGGCGCAAAGAUCAAAAAGGUGCAUCCCAACGUCGAGCUGGUCAUCGGGUCGCUCGAUGAUUUCGAGACCGUUUCCAACGCUGCUGCUGCUGCCGACAUUGUCCUCCACACUGCCGACUCGUCAGACCACCAAGGCGCCGCUCGUGCUAUUGCCGCCGGGCUGCGCAAGUCUCACUCGGCCCAGAACCCUGGGUACUACAUUCACGUGAGCGGCACCGGUAUUCUGUGCUGGUAUGAUGCCGACAAUAAACGCUAUGGAGAGCCUCCCUUGCCGGAGCAGAUCUACAAUGACGUCGAGGGUGUCGACGACCUGCUCAACUUGCCUGAUUCCGCCUUCCAUCGCGAUGUCGACAAGAUCGUGCUCGAGGAGGCUGCCAAAGACCCGGCCGCUGUCAGGAUCACCAUCGUCUGCCCACCAACCAUCUAUGGCGUUGGCCGGGGUCCUGUCAACCCCAAGAGUCGCCAGAUUCCUCUGCUGAUCGAAUCCACUUUUGACGAGGGCCUCGCGCCCAUCAGCGGCAGGGGUCUGGCCGAGUGGCACUAUGUUCACGUCUACGACCUAUCGGCCUUGUUCGUCAUUCUUGCUGACCAUGCCAGUGCCGGCAAACCGAUUGGCGACAGCGGCAAGGAGAUCUGGGGUCCGCGGGCCUAUUUCCUCGCCGAGGAUGGCAUCUUCCAGUGGGGCGCAAUUUCAAAAUUGGUUGCCUACGAGGCGUACAAGCAGGGCGCAAUCGAGCGCGAGGAUACCAAGCAGUUUUCUUACUACGAUGCUACCGCCAAGGGCAAGUUCGACUGGGUGUCGUGGGGCCAGAACAGUCGCGGUGUUUCCGAAAGAGCAAGGAAGUAUCUAGGCUGGCAGCCAAAGCAGCCGUCUUUGGUGGAUUCGAUUCCCGAGCUCGUCCGGCUAGAGAUCGCGGCGCGUAAGCAGCGAGAGUCAAAGUGAAAGGAGCGGGAAACUUGACCCCUGCACAUCACGCCAGUUACUUCUCCCUAGACUGCCUAGAGCGCCAAAACAAAAAAUUGGAUAAUAUUUUUUUCU